UAUCCCCAACGUCCACUGUCGUUCAGACGGAGCUCAAGUUUGACCUCGUCAGAGUCGAACACCGCUGCCGACAGGACUCGAACCCAGGAUGCGCACGUGCCAGAUAUGUCUACGAGUUCUAUCGGCCUAUUUCAAUUUGCAAUUCCCCCUUUUGGCAUCACUCCUCAUUUUCCCGAGGCACGUGAGCCAGGAGACAGGUUUCUCGGUCGUCUUCAGGGACUGGCAGCAAUAAGUCUCUCUAAGCAGCCUAGCUACCUGUCGCCAAGCCCGGUUGUGGGCCGAUUCGGCCUAGUCACGAGCUAA
Protopolystoma xenopodis is the source of this 303-nucleotide messenger RNA. The record is from the annotation of a GenBank genome assembly. Lineage: Eukaryota; Metazoa; Platyhelminthes; Monogenea; Polystomatidea; Polystomatidae.